AUGCUGUCUGAUAGGUAUAGCGAUUCCGGCAGUGAGGUGUUGAGGAAUAGAGAAACAGGUGAAUGGAUAAAUCAGCAGAAUGUACGAGAGGUGAAGAGAUUUGAUGAAUUCACAACGAUAGAUUGGGUAGAAGAUGAACUUUGUGAACAUUGGAAAAGGUUAUCCAAGAAUAGAAGCAUUAAUAGUAGGGCUACAUCAUUUAAAGAUAAACUUAUCUCAGCAACGCAGAAUUGGUUUGUGCUAGGAUUUAUGGGUAUAGUGAUAGGAUUGAUCGCAGGGUGCUUGAAUAUCAUAACGGCCUGGCUAACGAGCAUACGAAUGGGUCAUUGUUCGGGUAAUUUCUAUUUGAAUGAGACAUUUUGUUGCUGGGAUCAGGACGAAGAUAAGUGUACUAAUUGGGUCAGUUGGUCUCAGAUCGGAUUUUUCAACUAUAUCAUUUAUGUAAUAAUAUCGGUUCUGCUAGCGUAUUCAGCAGCGAUCUUAGUCAAAAAAUAUGCUCCAAGUGCAGCCGGUUCAGGGAUAUCGGAAAUCAAGUGUAUUGUUUCGGGUUUCGUCAUGAAAGGCUUUUUAGGGUGGUGGACAUUACUAAUUAAGAGUGUAGGCUUACCACUAGCGAUAGCUUCCGGUCUAAGUGUUGGUAAAGAAGGACCUAGUGUACACUAUGCCGUAUGUGUGGGUAAUUCAAUUGCAAAAUUGUUUGGAAAAUAUAGAAAAAGUGCUACUAAAGCUAGAGAAUUUUUAACGGCCACAUCAGCAGCAGGCGUGGCAGUUGCGUUUGGUUCACCAAUGGGUGGAGUGUUGUUUUCGAUUGAAGAUAUUUCAACGGUAUUUCAACUUUCUACGAUUUGGAAGUCGUACUUCUGUUCUUUGAUUGCAGUCACCACAUUGGCUGCCUUAAAUCCGUUCAGAACAGGUCAAUUAGUAAUGUUUGAAGUAACGUAUAAUACUAAUUGGCAUUAUUUUGAAAUACCGUUUUACAUUAUUUUAGGUAUUUUUGGAGGAGUCUAUGGUAUUGUUGUAUCAAAGUUCAACCUUCGAGUUGUUGCUUUUCGUAAAAAGUACUUAUCCAAUAUGGCGGUGAGAGAGGUAAUAAUACUUUCUUCCCUAACUGCUUGCUUUUGUUAUUUUAAUGAAUUCUUAAGAUUAGACAUGACAGAAACUAUGCAAAUACUAUUCAAUGAAUGUGAUGCUGGCUCAGAACAUGCAAUUUGCAACCCAAAUUCCAAGAAGGUAUCAAUAUUUAUGUCAUUAAUAUUUGCUACUGUCGCCAGAAUGGUCCUAACUAUAUUUACUUAUGGCUGCAAGGUUCCAGCGGGUAUAUUUGUUCCAUCAAUGGCAACUGGGGCUACGUUUGGACGGGCACUUGGCAUGAUAGUGGAAAAGAUACAACAGAGUAACAAGGAAUCAUCAAUAUUUUCAACGUGUCCUGCUAAUGGGGAUAAAUGCAUUAUUCCUGGAACGUAUGCUUUCUUGGGUGCAGCAGCAGCAUUGAGUGGUAUAACUCAUUUGACAGUAACAGUUGUAAUCAUCAUGUUUGAGUUAACUGGCGCGUUGCGUUACAUUAUUCCAACAAUGAUAGUUGUCGCCAUCACCAAAAGUAUCAAUGAUAAAUAUGGUAAGGGUGGAAUAGCGGAACAAAUGAUAAAGUUCAAUGGAUUGCCAUUAAUCGAAUCGAAGGAGGAGUAUAGAUUUAACACAACAGUGAAAAGUGCUAUGUCAAAUAUCACUGUUGCUUUUCCAAGUGAUGAAUCGGAAAGUAUCUCAUUGAAUCAGUUAAAGAAGUUAUUGACAAAAACGACCUAUAGUGGGUUCCCAAUUAUUCAAUCCACAGCUCAUCCUCGGGUUAUUGGAUAUAUUACGCGAGCUGACAUAAAAUACAAUCUUGAGAAUACCGUAAGUGUCGGUGACAGUGUUAAAUGCAAUUUUAAUUCUGAACAAAGUCAGGAUUCAGAAGAUCACAUAGAAUUUGGCGCCGUUGUUAAUAGACACCCAUUUACAGUCAAUGUCACUACUACCUUAGAGUAUGUCUUGGAUGUCUUUGUGAAAUUAGGACCCGGAUUUAUAUUGGUGGAACAAGAAGGGUUACUUGUUGGAAUAAUCACGAGAAAGGACAUUCUCAGAUAUGAAUAUAGUGUACAUGCAAUGCAUUCCAAUAAAGAUUUGGAGUCUGCUCAUGCCGCAUUUGAUGAAAGGGUUUGGCAUCUCAUGAACUAUUUUGCAACUGCGCUCAAGAAAAAUAUAGGUAAACUACUUCAUAACGACGAAUAUCGAUAUAUACAUUAG
This is a messenger RNA of Debaryomyces hansenii CBS767, 2283 nucleotides long. RefSeq lists its product as uncharacterized. Bases 1 to 2283 code for a protein of 760 amino acids. The transcript has a single exon. Gene Ontology annotation, cellular component: fungal-type vacuole; endoplasmic reticulum; membrane. Gene Ontology annotation, biological process: chloride transport; intracellular copper ion homeostasis; transmembrane transport. Lineage: Eukaryota; Fungi; Ascomycota; Pichiomycetes; Serinales; Debaryomycetaceae. The record is from RefSeq and is a predicted model, not a curated record. Gene Ontology annotation, molecular function: voltage-gated chloride channel activity.